Messenger RNA from Vitis vinifera (wine grape), 784 nucleotides. RefSeq names its product early nodulin-93. The coding region runs from base 148 to 474 and encodes 108 amino acids. The record is from RefSeq and is a predicted model, not a curated record. The transcript has 4 exons. NCBI's taxonomy places the organism in Eukaryota, Viridiplantae, Streptophyta, Magnoliopsida, Vitales, Vitaceae.
UAGAAAAAGGGAAUUAGGACACGGCACUCGAAAGGAAAUAAAUAUCUGGGUUUCUGCACGCAAAUCACACAGAAUCAAACGAAGCAAACCCGAAGGGCACUUGGAAUUCUUCAAUUUGCUUUCGUAACAGAGAAAAGACACAGAGGAAUGGGAUUUGGAUCAGAAACUGGGGAUAUUUCGACGCCCAGAAAAGCUGGGUUUCCCUCUAUUGCAGAAAGUCGGAAAAUUGUCCGAGCGGAGUGUGUUCAAGAAGGCGUUCGUGAAGCAACCAAGGCAGCUGGCGUUGCAGCAGUUAUCAGUACUGUGGCAACACUGGGAGCCGUUCGAUAUGUUCCUUGGGUGAAGCAGCAUAUCAAUUAUACUGGUCGGGCACUCAUCAUUUCUGCAGCAUCUGUUGCUGCAUUCUUCAUUACAGCUGAUAAAACCAUCUUAGAGUGUGGGAAGAGGAACACAACUUAUGAUAAACCAGUGUGAGAAGCUGGAUUUGAUGUAGUGCAGCUGUUUAGUCCUGACGAUGUUUUGUACAUGAUGUUGCAGCUUGUACUGGUCCAACUACCAAUGUUUUCCAUUACACGUUACAGACUUCUUUUCCCUCGGGUGAGCAAGAGAAGACGGGCAGUUCUUAAGAGAGCUCUAGUUUCCCCUUCUGGGCCAUUCUUGAAUGGAUUCCUGGCGCCAUUAUAUUUUUAGUAGUUUUGCAUCACAAUAGAUAAUAAGACUGGGGGAUGCUCACUGUUUUAGGACGCUUUUGAUUGGAUUAUUAUGAUGACUGUGCCCUUGUUUA